AUGUUUCAGGACAUGUUCAACAUUUAUGGACUCGUAGCUCCAGUUUUUACUCCACUCGAUGAAGAUGGCGAAAUCAAGUUUGACGUCAUCCCAAUAUACGCGAAAUAUCUGGCGAAGGAAAACAUUACUGGAGUUUUGGUUGGUGGGACAACGGGCGAAUUUGCGUCCUUCAAUACGCAAGAAAGGAAAGAGUUGGUGGACGCUUGGUUGAAGGUUGCCAGGCCUCUGAACUUAAAAGUCAUUGUCCAGGUCGGCGGAGCAUCUUUGCCUGACGUCAUAAAAAUGGCCCAACACGCCGAAGAACGAAAAGUAGACGCAAUAAUGACCCUGCCGGAACUCUACUUCCGUCCCAAGACCGCUGAGCACCUAGUCUCCUACUUAGAAGUCGUCAGUAAGGCUGCACCAAGUCUUCCUUUACUGUACUACCAUUUUCCUAUGAUGACUGGAGUAAAUUUAAACGUUGCUGAAUUCUUCACGCUGGCAUGUAGGCGAAUCCCAAACUUUAUGGGUUUGAAAGCCGACCUGCAUGAUGCAACACAACUUGCAGACCAGCUCAAGUGUGGAAAAUUAACAUAUAUUGCUAAUCAUAUGCUUGGGCCGUCAGCUUUAAUGGGCCAUGACUCCAGCAUCGCAACGGUAAACAAUAUAUUCCCAUCUCUAGUGAAAGACAUCGUUAGGCUAACUAAAUGCGGUGAAGUGGAUAAGGCUAAGAAACUGCAAGAUAAACUCAACUCUAUGGUUAACGGGAUAUCGUGUAACGGAGACUUUGUACCUUGUAUGAAAGCGGCAAUGGAGGUAGUGACAGGAAUCAAAGUGGGCCCACCGAGAAUGCCACAAACACCUCUUAAUGAACCACACAAGAAACGCGUUGAGGAUAUAUUGAAAAUGUAUAAAUAUUAA
Molecule: messenger RNA, 900 nt
Organism: Pieris macdunnoughi
Lineage: Eukaryota; Metazoa; Arthropoda; Insecta; Lepidoptera; Pieridae
Source: the annotation of a GenBank genome assembly